Messenger RNA from Camelus dromedarius (Arabian camel), 2840 nucleotides. It is a transcript of the gene FUT1, whose product is annotated as fucosyltransferase 1 (H blood group). Gene Ontology annotation, cellular component: membrane. Gene Ontology annotation, biological process: carbohydrate metabolic process. NCBI's taxonomy places the organism in Eukaryota, Metazoa, Chordata, Mammalia, Artiodactyla, Camelidae. The record is from RefSeq and is a predicted model, not a curated record. Bases 401 to 1486 code for a protein of 361 amino acids. Gene Ontology annotation, molecular function: galactoside 2-alpha-L-fucosyltransferase activity. The transcript is spliced from 2 exons.
ACUCUUCCAUUCUUGCUUUCUCGGCUCCCGUCCUCCGGAGAAGCCGCCUCCGGGACGUGCCCUUCUAGAAAGCAGCAAUCAGGCGUAAGACCCCAAGAUCCCCCAAAGGAGAGACUGGGAGCCGUGACGUUCUGAUUUGUGGGUGGACGGGACGCAUGGGGAAUCAGCGGCCCCUGGUGGGCGCCGGGACGCUUUCGCGCCGGAGGCUCUCGCGCCGAAACCCUAAGAGCUGGAGGAGGUUUUGCAUCCGCUGGAGCAGCAGCCUGGAAAACAGGUUUUGCAUCCCACUUCGCCCCCGGCCCACCCCGAGGAGGGAGCGGAGGAUCGCGCUGUUCGCCACGACCAGUUGCCCGGGUCCUCCCCAGUCACCGGGGCGUGUCCAGACUCGGCGCAUCCAGACAUGUGGGCCCCCAGCCGCCGUCACCUCUGUCUGACCUUCCUGCUGGUCUGUGUUUCUGCUGCAAUCCUCUUCUUCCACAUCCACCAAGAUCUCCUUCAUGAUGCCUUGGACCUGUCUGCCCUGUGUCCAGACCAUAACCUGGUGACAUCCCCUGUGGCCAUCUUCUGCCUGUCGGGCACGCCUAUAAACCCCAACGCCUCCAUUUCCUGUCCCAAGCAUCCAGCCUCGUCCUCAGGAACCUGGACUAUCUACCCAGAUGGUCGGUUCGGGAACCAGAUGGGGCAGUACGCCACGCUGCUGGCCCUGGCCCAGCUCAACGGCCGCCAGGCCUUCAUCCAGCCCGCUAUGCACGCCGCCUUGGCCCCCAUGUUCCGCAUCACCCUGCCCGUGCUGGCGCCCGAGGUGGACCGCCACGCGCCGUGGCGGGAGCUCGAGCUGCACGACUGGAUGUCGGAGGAGUACGCCCACUUGGAGGAGCCUUGGCUGAAGCUCACCGGCUUCCCCUGCUCCUGGACCUUCUUCCACCAUCUCCGGGAACAGAUCCUCCGCGAGUUCACCCUGCACGACUACCUCAGGCAAGAGGCCCAGCGUUUACUGAGUCGACUCCGACUGCGACGCACCGGGAAGCGCCCGAGCACCUUCGUGGGUGUGCACGUGCGCCGGGGGGACUAUCUGGAGGUGAUGCCCCACCGCUGGAAGGGUGUGGUGGGAGACCGCUCUUACCUCCAGCAGGCUAUGGACUGGUUCCGGGCCCGGCAUGAAGCCCCUAUCUUUGUGGUCACCAGCAAUGGCAUGGGGUGGUGCCGGAAAAAUAUUGACACCUCCCAGGGGGAUGUGAUCUUUGCUGGGAAUGGGCAGGAGGAUGCCCCUGGUAAGGACUUUGCUCUCCUCGUGCAGUGCAACCACACCAUCAUGACUAUUGGUACCUUUGGCUUCUGGGCCGCCUACCUGGCUGGUGGAGACACUGUCUACCUGGCCAACUUCACCCUGCCUAACUCCAAAUUCCUGAAAAUCUUUAAACCUAAGGCUGCCUUCCUGCCUGAGUGGGUGGGCAUUAAUGCAGACUUGUCUCCACUCCACAUGUAGGCUGGGCAGCAGGGAAGCUUUCAGGACUAGCCUGACCAACUUGGAACCAGCGUUAUGUGCCUCUGGAAGCCUAGCAGCUUCUGGAGGAGCUUGUGGUCCUUCAGCAGGUGGACAUUCAUUUCAAGAGUGAUUCUAGUUGGCUAGACUUUGAGGGGGGAAAAAAAAGGAAGUGGCUUUCUGCAACUGCCUGAACAUUCUAGAACCGGCAGAUCUUUUCAUGAUGGCUGGCAAUGUCUGGAGAAGCUCAUGGCAGUUCUAGAAGGCACAGUACCUAUCUGUUCUUCUCAGUCCUUGUCCAGAGUACUUCUAGAUGGCUGCCACCCCUAGGAGCAGAGAACUGCCUGCUCCAGUGUUUGACCAGCCUGGUCUUUUCUAGAAGAGAUAUUUCUCCUUCCCUGGGUCAUCAGGACUGAAGAAACUCGUGGCUACUCUACAGCAAGUAUUUACCAACUCCCCUUUGGUGUUUCUGGAGUGAUUUUAGAGGGGGGAUUUGCGUUAGAGAGAGUCAGCUCUAAUGCCUGUAAUGAACUUGUGGAGCCCUUUCAGAGGGGAUGGGAUUCUGGAAUUCCAGAUAACCUUGGCAAAGAAGCUAAUGAAGAUACAACCAGGGGCGCAACACCUCACCACUUUUAGAAAGUGAUGGAAGGUAAACGAUCUGUAGCUGGGAAAGUUUGUGCACAGAGUGAAACUGGACCCAAAUUCUCAGCCCCUGAAAAAACUACAGAUAUGCUAAAACAUGGGAGGUGGGGAAAGGGAGAGUGGCAGCUUAAGGGGCAAGGCUCUCCAGAAAUCUAGGGGCUUUUUGUUUUGAAGCUCAAAAACUGCCAAAGGUAGGCAUGCACACUUUGGUGCCGAGUUCAUGUUGCCUCUCCCAAUUAAGGAAGUUUUCUCCUUUGUAGUGAGGAUGCAAGAGAUGAUGAGGUCAAUUUACUGACAGUCAGCUGGCAUAAGGGUACCCUCUGGGCUUUCAGAAAGCUGCAGGUACUGUGCCCUUUGCCAACCCCUAUCUGCCUCUGAACUUCUAGGACCACUGAACCUGGCUUCAGGCAAGUCAGAGAUGAAAAGAUCAGAAGGUAUGCAGACCCCAGACUGGGCUCCCACCCAGGCAGCAGCACAGGGUCUGGCCAAAGAGGAUGUGAUGUGAUUCUUGGCUCAGAUUUCAGGACCCCUUUGAUGCUUUUUGAAGGGAAUGGAGGUAGAUUUUAUUACAGAAUUGUUGAGAAUCGAAGCUCUUUUCUAGUCUUCUCAGGGAGCUUUGGGGGACCAUUCUCUAUUCAGCUGCCAUAGGUGGGAGAGAGGGAGGUAUGAAUUAAAAGUCCACACCACCAACCUGUCUCUGCAGGUUUUUUGGAGU